CAUUUACUGAGGAGAUAUUCACGAUUAAAAUAGUUCGUCACUGAGAUCUUCUGACAAGUCAACUCAAUCUACAGUUUCGCACAAAGAUUCAUACCCGUCACACCUAACGUCCUUCUCAACCAGUUGUUAUUGUUCACCUGCAUUAUUGAAGAGACAGUGAAUUCCCAGCGACUCUGAAUUUUUUUAACCAUAAUCCUCACGGAUUACGUAAGACAUUUUAAAUAAAAAUGUUUAGCAAGAAGAAAGAGGUUAAAAAACGCACGACUAAACCCGCUAAUGAAGCUGGUGACUCAAUGGAUUUCUUGAUAAAUCCAGUUGGCAAUGACGAGGAUGAUGAUGAUGAGGCGUUGGAGGCGGAAUUGCGUCGUUUAACUAGUGGAGAAGAGAUUCGAGCUCGACCUAAAGCACCUGCACGAAAGCCUAAAAAGCCAGUCGUCGAAAUCCCCAAGGACAUCAACUCAGACGAGGAAGACGACGAGGACGUGGAUGAGAACGACCCAGAGCUCCUGAACGAAUUAAAGGGGAUAAUAUCAGACGAUGAGGAGCCGGAAGCCGAGGCAGCCCCUGAGGAGGCCUCUCCCACAGUGGAGACGGAGACAACUUCCUUGCUGGAGAAGAGAUUGGAGAUGUACAAGGCUGCUGAGGCUAAAGCAAAGAGUCAGAACGACACGAGCAAGGCCAGGAGGUAUGGGCGAGGAGUGAAGACUCUCCAGGGGUUGUUACAUUCUACUCAGGGUGGGGGUGCUAUUGAUGAGUCCGAAAUUCCCCCAGAGCUGCCUCCAUCGGCGUUACCUCAUGAUGAAUCUGCAGGUGAAGGGUCAGCCCCACCACCCCCAGAAAUUGUUCCUGAGCCUCCAGAACCCACGCCAGAGCCAUCAGAAACACCUGAAACCCCUGCAGUCCCCCCAACAAUCGACCAGGAAGGUUUAUCCCUCCUGAAACAGCGUCAACAAGAAUACAGAAUAGCUGCAGUGACAUGGAAAAAAUCAGGAAACGUAGAGCAAGCCCUAAACCACGUGAAAAUAGCAAAACAGUUCGACAUAGUCAUCGCAGCCCUCAAUGCAGGUGAAACAGUGGACCUAUCGGACAUGCCACCCUCCCCCCAGCUCCCUGGGGAUGCUGUAACUGCGUCGGAGCCUGCAAAUCCCCCCGUGGAAGCCCAAAAAGAGGAGAAUGAGACUCAGGAAUCAUCAGGAGGGGAAUCAGCAGCUCCAAUAACAGGGGAAGGGAUAGCAGGGGCGUUGAAAGAGCGUUUGGAAGUCUAUCGUCGAACUAAAACAGCUGCAGAGGAGGAGGGAAACUCCUCGAAGGCCAGGAGAUACGGGAGAAUCUGUAAACAGUACGAAGACGCCAUCAAACUCCAUGCCAAGGGGAAACCUGUGGAUUUCAACGAGCUUCCAACGCCCCCAGGGUUUCCUCCAAUCGUUGUUGAUUCUCCAGCACCACCUGGACCACCUCCAGGGCCCAGUAGACCUGCCCCAGCACCUCCAGGACCCAGUGAACCUGAGAAACCCAAGGCAAUCCCCAGAAAACCCAUGACGAAUCCAAAAACAAGGGCUGACAAGCAGAUUUUCCUUCUGGAACGCAGACAAGCUGAACUGAAACGUGCAGCACUGACUGCCAAGAAGGAUGGGGACCUGGAGCUGGCUAGGGACUACCUCAGGCAGGCGAAAGGCAUCGAUCCUCUCAUUAAUGCGAGCAGAGCUGGCCUGCCUGUAGACAUGAGCUCACUUCCACUUUCUCCCAAUGCUAAGACACAGCUUGAGGCCUCUUCUGAUGAGAGUUUUGCUCUGGUGUCCUCUGAGGAGUGUCAGCCCAUCGAUGAGAACAGUUCGGAUUCGGAGAUUUAUGAUAAUCUGGAGGCUACUUUGAUCAAACACAAGAAGGCGUGCUUGUCCACGAGGGAUCAUGCCAAGGCUCUGGGGGAUGUGCCUGGCUACAACAGGUGGGAGAGACUCGCCUUGGGGUACAGCAAGGAUCUUGAUAUGUUGAGGGUCAGGAGGAGGGAUGGACUACCACCCCCACAACAUCAUUAUGAGGUCAAGACUUAUGCUAUUGUACAGAGCUGCACAGAUUUAAACGAUGGUGAUGUAGAAAUACAGAUCAUAAGGGGAAUAAACUAUCCAAAGGAGGCAGACACCUAUGUUAUCUACGAAUUCCCAUAUCCAAGUGAUAGUCCACCGACUGAUCGCACUUCAACGAUCAAAAAUACCAGCGAUCCUGAGUACGAUGCUACCUUUACGUUGUCUGGUAUAGUAGACCGAUCGAGCAGGCCCUGUCAACGUGCCUUCAAGAGGCAUGGGCUCAAGUGUCAAGUGUGGUCCAAAGGAUGCUCGAUGAAUCCUCUGCUGUGUUGCACUCACCCAAGGGGAUUUUUCAGAAGUGACAGUCUUCUGGGGACUGUCACCGUCAAACUUCUGCCAUUGGAGUCACAAUGCACUCUCCACGAUUCAUUUCCGUUGAUGAAUGGAAGAAAAGCAGCUGGUGGUAAGCUAGAGGUGAAAAUCCGCCUGAGAAAUCCAAUCCUAACGAAGCAGAUUGAGAGAAUAACCGACAAAUGGUUAAUAAUCGACAACUGAUGCGGAAAUAUUUUUUACUUCUCUGUAUUUUAAAGCCAUUGCAUUUCUCUUCUGCAGUUCCAUUGCGUAAAUCAUUGAUUAUAGAUUGAUAACGAUUUUAUGAUGCCUUAUGAAAUUUAUGUGAUGUGAUACAUUUGCAAAUAUUUUUUUUCUGAAAUGUACUAUUAUUUAAACAGCUAAUUAAAUAAACAGCAUAUUAUUACAAUA
Diachasma alloeum is the source of this 2786-nucleotide messenger RNA. It is a transcript of the gene l(2)gd1, whose product is annotated as coiled-coil and C2 domain-containing protein 1-like. The record is from RefSeq and is a predicted model, not a curated record. Gene Ontology annotation, biological process: regulation of transcription by RNA polymerase II. Gene Ontology annotation, molecular function: DNA-binding transcription repressor activity, RNA polymerase II-specific; RNA polymerase II cis-regulatory region sequence-specific DNA binding. The transcript is spliced from 9 exons. Gene Ontology annotation, cellular component: nucleus. Bases 228 to 2579 code for a protein of 783 amino acids. Lineage: Eukaryota; Metazoa; Arthropoda; Insecta; Hymenoptera; Braconidae.